AUGGCUGCCGUGCUGGCGGGACUGGAGCCAUGGAACCGCGUAAAGAUCCCCAAAGCAGGGAGCCACACGUCAGUGACAGUACAGAACCCUGUCGCGGCCCUUGACCUUUGCAUUGCAGCUGUUGUUAAAGAAUGCAGCCUCGUCACACUGUCACUGAAGACCCCAGCAUUAGAUGCAGAAACAGAUGUGUUAUGUGCCCUCAUGUACAGCAAUCACAACAGAAUGGGGCACCACAAGCCACAUCUAGCUCUCAAACAGGUUGAACAAUGUUUAAAACGUUUGAAAAACAUGAAUUUGGAGGGCUCAAUUAAAGAUCUUUCUGAGUUGUUUUCUUCCAAUGAAAGUCAGCCUGUAACUACCAAAAAAUGUAUCAUCAUCCCCAGUCAACCACUGGUAGAAUUGGUGUUGAUGAAGGUUUUGGGAGCCUGUAAGUUACUACUCCGCUUGUUGGACUGCUGUUGUAAGACAUUUCUUUUGACCGUGAAACACCUUGGUUUGCAAGAAUUCAUUAUUUUAAACCUUGUGAUGAUUGGACUGGUGAGCAGGUUAUGGGUUCUCUAUAAAGGUGUUUUAAAAAGGCUGAUUUUUUUAUAUGAACCAUUGUUUGGAUUGCUACAGGAAGUCGCCAAGAUUCAACCAAUGCCUUACUUUAAAGAUUUUACCUUUCCUUCUGAUAUCGCUGAGUUUUUAGGACAGCCAUAUUUUGAGGUCUUUAAGAAACAAACGCAUCCACCUUUUGCAGCAAAAGGAGUAACUAGAUUGCUGAAUAAGCUGUUUUUACCAAAAGAACAAUCACCAUUGUCCAGCAAAGAAGCCUUACUUAGAAUUACCAAAACAUUUACACAGAUGAAGACUGGUACAGAGAAUAAUGUGGAUCUUGGACAGCUAGUAAAGAGUAGGAAAGACUUCAAAGAAAAGUCAUCAGAAUUUGAUGUGAGAGCUUUCUGCAAACAGCUGAAAUACAAAACUACUCAGGAGACCAACUUUGUGGUGAAAUGUUCUCAGUCCAAAAUAAAGGCAACCAAGUGCUCUUCUCAGAAAGUGGUAACCUGUGCCAAAAGUCUGGUGCAAAGAUUCCGAGAGGCUGAGACUUUCGUACAACUUUCGGAAGAAAUCCAAAAAGCAAUUGUAUGGUGCAGGAGGAAAAAACUCAAAGCUCAGACCACUUUUCUGAGUAACAAACUUCUUAAAAGUAAUCGGCUUAAACAUGUGGUGGAAGUUCAAGGUUAUAGCUUGUCAAAGAAAUUGGAGUGCAUAAAAACAUCUAUUUGCAACUGCCUUCUUCGUGGUUCAGGUAACAAAACUUCAAAGCAUCAUCUGAGAAGAAGCUCACAGAAUACGUUUUUACGGCGAUGGAGGAAACCACAGAAAAAGCUGCAGUCAACCCUUUUAAAGGAAAUCCAGCAGUUCCCUCAAGAGAUUCAAAAGGGUGCUAUAGAUACCAGUGCUGAGCGAAGACUCUCACACUGCACCGUUCACAGAACUGAUGGCUACCCUCACAGCAAGGAGCUCUCAGGUAGCAGAGCUUCAAAUCGUGCCACACAAACUAAAGGAAAAAAAAACCAGGAAGGUCUUACAGAAAGCUAUGAGGAUGAAGUGGGUUCCUGGACAGUGGCUGAGAUGAAUAAACAUAAUGCAUCAGGAACCAUUAAGGGGACAGAUGACAUUGAUGACAUUUUUGCUUUAAUGGGAGUUUAG
Molecule: messenger RNA, 1698 nt
Organism: Chrysochloris asiatica (Cape golden mole)
Lineage: Eukaryota; Metazoa; Chordata; Mammalia; Afrosoricida; Chrysochloridae
Gene: RMP64
Product: chromosome unknown open reading frame, human C3orf17
Exons: 9
Coding region: 1-1698 (565 amino acids)
Biological process (GO): positive regulation of Notch signaling pathway
Cellular component (GO): nucleus
Source: RefSeq, a predicted model, not a curated record